AUGGCCGACAAGCUCACCUUGUACACCAACCACCGCUGCCCCUGGGCCCACCGCGCGCACAUUGCCCUGGCCGAGCUCGGCAUUCCCUUUGAGGAGGUCAUCAUCGACCUCGACCGCCCCCGCGACCCCUGGUACCUGGAGGUGAACCCGCGCGGCCUCGUGCCGUCGAUCAAGUACGGCGACGAGAUCAUUACCGAGUCGGCUGUUGUGGCGCAGUUCCUGGCCGACCUGCACCCGGACAAGGCGCCCCUGGUCCCGACGUCGACGGCCGCCGGCGGUCCCCUGGCGCGGGCCCGCAUUGCCUUUUUCGUCGAUACCUACUUUACCAAGGUGCACUCCCACGUCAUCAAGCUGGGGCAGGCCAAGACCGCGGACGAGCAGGCGGCGGCGGGCGAUGCCAUUGUGGCGGCGGCCGUCAAGGAGCUGGAGCCGCUGCUGGCGGGCGGCGCCAAGUCGGCGUCGACGCCGGCGGCGAAGCCCUUCUUUGGCGGCAGCGAGCGCCUGACGCUGGCCGAGGUGCUGACGGGGUCCUUUGUGCUGCGGCUGGUGCGGCUGUCCAAGCUGGGCGUGUACCCGUCCAACGUGCCUGCGGCGGCGGCCGAGAAGGCGCCGGCCUUCUGGGCGUGGGCCGAGGCCGUGGCGGCGCACCCGAGCGUGACGGGCAUCUUUGACGAGAAGGCGGUGGCGGCCAGCACCAAGGCGCGUCUGGACAAGCAGCGGGCGGCAUGA
Messenger RNA from Sporothrix brasiliensis 5110, 729 nucleotides. Its product is annotated as glutathione S-transferase. Gene Ontology annotation, cellular component: cytoplasm. The transcript has a single exon. Lineage: Eukaryota; Fungi; Ascomycota; Sordariomycetes; Ophiostomatales; Ophiostomataceae. The record is from RefSeq and is a predicted model, not a curated record. The coding region runs from base 1 to 729 and encodes 242 amino acids.